This is a messenger RNA of Actinia tenebrosa (Australian red waratah sea anemone), 2326 nucleotides long. RefSeq names its product dynein axonemal heavy chain 6-like. Lineage: Eukaryota; Metazoa; Cnidaria; Anthozoa; Actiniaria; Actiniidae. Gene Ontology annotation, biological process: microtubule-based movement. Gene Ontology annotation, molecular function: dynein light intermediate chain binding; dynein intermediate chain binding; ATP hydrolysis activity. The record is from RefSeq and is a predicted model, not a curated record. Gene Ontology annotation, cellular component: dynein complex.
UUUAUGUCUUCCUGGUAACAUCGAAGCUGAGAAGGAGAUAAAGAAAUUGAAUUGUUAAAACAAGGUUACUCCCCACCCUCCUACUGGGGCACCAAGACCAAACAUGGGGGCUUUUAGAACCACRAUGUACAGGAGGGACUUUAAGAGAAUCCAAGCAAAAAAAGCUGAAGCAUUGCAAUCAUCUCCUGGUAAAGAACCCAUGAAGAUGGAAAUGGGACACCACAUGGUGGUGCCUCCUAUCAAGAAAAAGAGACCAGAGGUACUAGAUAACAAGGGGCCAGUAGAUAGGGAGGAUUUAGGGACUGCAGAUGCUGGACUAAUCCCAGGAGCAAUGCAGGAAAUGGUUGGAAUGCAACAGGAGGAAAAGGCUCCGUCAUUGUCUUCACUGAACACAACUAAAGAUGUAGAUAUUUUGUCCGAAUUCUCUGUUCACAUSAAGAACAGUAGACCAGGAUCACAUAACUCAUUAUCAUCAUCAUCAUCAUUCUUAUCACAAACAAGUGUGUUAAAGCCAGAAAAGGAUUUGAAGUACUAUAAACCAGCACCACCUAAGCRUUUGGGGCUUCCAGAUGAUGAUAGCUUUCUUGGUCUUGACAUCAUGGAUGUAAUCAAGAAACUACGCCAUAGACUGAACAUGAGUACAGACCUUGAUGCAAUAGCUAGUGGCAUAGAUAUCGACAAUGAUGAAAACAACCUUCUUAGAUUGUACAUAAAGAAAGACGAUGGAAGAUUUCUCUACUGUCUACCUAAGAAUAGAGGUGUGAGGGCCGCUAGAUACAAUCCUUAUGACCUUGAGUGUGUAACAUCAUCAGAGGCCAAGGCUCACCCCRUGUAUUUUACUGUUACUUCUUCUGCUGUCACUCAGGUGAGUGAUGGUCAGAGCACAGAAUUGACUCUAAUGGAAAGAUGGCUGUAUGAAAGACGAGUCUUCAGCAGGAUCAAAGAUAUACCAACUUUUAGACAAUUCAGGAUGUGGAAAGGCUUCACCUGCUGGAAGGUGAAUGUCCGAUUCACGAAGAACAAAGGAAGCAAACUCGAGGUUGGAAAAGUUCUGUUCACMAACAAUGAAAUUAUCCAGAAGGGCAUUCUUGAUGUGAGAGAGUURUGUGAGAAGGCAUCCAGUAGCUUGACAGGGAUAGGAACAGGUGAUGAUGCUAUCUCUUUACUAUGUGUACAACCUGCGGUAACAUACACAUUGGAGGAGUUUUGCAAGACACAGGAGGAACAUAUGGAUAAAGCAAGGGAGAAACUGUUGGCGCUAAGGAAAAAUGUAGUGGGAAUUGUGAAACAUGUCUGUGAGAAAGUUGCAGAAAUGGAAGGUCUUGCAGACUGGAUUCACCCAGAACGAGCUCAAGCCGUCCAAGAACGCAACGUCAUCAAGACUCUGAAAGAAAUAAAGGACCAACCUAAAGAUAAAGAGACAGGAAAAGACGGCAAGCCCAGCUUUACUCAGAUGUCACAAUGGAGAACCAUACUGCGUCGUAUAACGUGUUUUAUUCGCCUGGUUGAUUUCUUGCUGAUGGAACUCCUUCGUCGAUUAGUUCUGGUCGGGCUACGUACUCUAGCAGCUCAGGUCAAAUCAUCGUGUACUUGUGGGRACAUUGUGUAUUUGAGUCUCAUGGAAACUACGGAAGAGGAACAAAGAGAAUUGUUGUUAAAGAAGACAGAUAUCAUCCUGGACAGUCUCGAGCCGGAUGACUUGAAGGCUCAAGCUCUGCUUCGAGUUGCACUCGUAUUGAAUGUGCCGUUUGAUACGGUUACCUUACCAAAAGACACUAUAAAGAAGACAGUGUCAUUCCAAGACGUCCCUGGUGAUGGUGAUACUACUGAUGAUGAUGCUGUUAGCACGAGUACAGAACAAGGAAGCACCGUCACGACCAGAUCACAUCGCUCAUCAGUAUCACAACACUCUAAGUCAUAUACUACUAUGAGUCCUACUCAAGAGGAAAUUGAAAACGGUGUACUUGGUGUGAUCCAAUGCUUUGAACGCACGGUGGGAGCAUUCCAAAGCCUGGUGCGAGACAAAGAACUAUCAGUCUUUASCAGUCCUCCCAAGAGCGACGUGGUGUUUGCCUUGUCACGUGAUAUGGAAGAGGAGGAAAAGGCCAGUAAGAUACCAUGGCCUGAUACUGAUUUACUGUUCGGUGAAGACCCUGACUAUCAGAACAAUGUUGUACAAAUUGUUGAGUUUGUUAGRAAAGACUCUGAAAACGUCUUGAAUUAUGCCCAGAAAUUCGAACAAUUCUGUACAAUGGUCGAUAGAUCAAGGAAGGUGAACGUUGAAGCAUCCCUCAAGGAACGUGAAUGGAAAGCCGAGGAGUUUAAC